AUGUCCACCGACGGCCUCCUGCAAGCGGUCCAGAACCGCCGCACUAUCUACCAGCUCGGCAAGAACAGCCCCGUCCCUGACUCCAAGGUCGAGGAGCUCGUCAACCACGCCAUCACCCACGUUCCCAGCUCCUUCAACACCCAGUCCACCCGCCUGGUCGUCCUGCUGCACGAGGAGCACGACCGCCUCUGGGACCUGGCUGCUGAGGCUUUCGCUCCCCUCGUCCAGUCCGGUGCUGUCCCUGAGGAGGUCUUCAAGAACCAGACUCUGCCUAAGCUGCAGGGCUUCAAGGCCGCUGCCGGUACCAUCCUCUUCUACGAGGACCCUGCCCACAUCAAGGGUUUCCAGGAGAAAUUCGCUGCCUUCGCCGAUAAGUUCGAGCCCUGGGCUGACCACUCCAACGCUAUGCACCAAUACUUCCUCUGGACUGCUCUCGAGUCCGUUGGUUUCGGCGCCAACCUGCAGCACUACAACCCCCUUCUUGACGCCUCCGUCGCUAAGCAGUGGAACCUGCCCACCGACUGGCGCCUGGUUGCCCAGCUCGUCUUCGGUAGCCCCGAAGGUCAGGCUGGCGAGAAGGUCCAGAAGCCCAUUGAAGACCGUGUCAAGAUCUUCGGCAAGCAGUAG
This is a messenger RNA of Penicillium manginii, 627 nucleotides long. RefSeq names its product nitroreductase family protein. The transcript has 3 exons. NCBI's taxonomy places the organism in Eukaryota, Fungi, Ascomycota, Eurotiomycetes, Eurotiales, Aspergillaceae. Bases 1 to 627 code for a protein of 208 amino acids. Gene Ontology annotation, biological process: cellular response to oxidative stress. The record is from RefSeq and is a predicted model, not a curated record.